AUGGUCGUCCACGCCCGCGCCGGCGGCACCAUCGAGAUCAUGGGCCUCAUGCAGGGCAGCAACGGAAAACCAGUUGCUGCAAUAACCAUAUACAAAUGUCUUCUUCAUUGGAGAACUUUCGAGGCAGAAAAAACUAAUAUUUUUGACCGUCUUAUUCAGAUAUUUAAUUCAGCCAUGCAGAAACAAGACAGCAAUGCCAAUCUUGCAUACUGGCUAUCAAAUGCAUCAUCAUUGUUGAUUAUACUACAAAAGAGUCUGAAACCUGCUGGCUCAGGUGUAAUAACACCACUGAAAAGAACGACGACUCAGACGUCUUUCCUUGGGAGGAUGGUAUUCCGUGCUUCAAGCAUUACCGUUGAUAUGGAUCUUGUGCGCCAAGUUGAGGGAAAGUAUCCUGCAUUCCUUUUCAAGCAACAGCUUACAGCCUUUGUGGAAGGUUUAUAUGGAAUGAUCCAUGACAAUGUGAAGAGCGAAGUAUCUUCAGUACUCUCACAUGUUAUUCAGGUUCCAACAAUUUUUUCUCGGAAGAUAUUUACACAGAUUUUUGCAUUCAUCAAUGCUCAACUCUUCAAUAGUCUUCUUGUACGGCGAGAGUGUUGUUCUUUCAGCAAUGGAGAAUAUUUGAAACAAGGGCUGGAAAUACACCAGUACUGCCUAACCGUGAAAUACAAACAGUAUGCAGGAUCUGCAUGGGAUGAACUUAAGCACAUAAGCCAGGCUGUUGGUUUCCUGGUCAUUUUCAAAAAGUUCAGGGUAUCAUAUGAUGAAAUAAUGAGUGAUCUGUGCCCAGUGUUGAGUGUCCACCAACUUUAUAGGAUAUGCACGCAGUACUGGGAUGACAAAUAUAAUACUGAAAGUGUAUCCGAAGAGUUUGACAUUAGCAGUAUGAAGAACUCUGUAUAA
Messenger RNA from Hordeum vulgare subsp. vulgare (domesticated barley), 903 nucleotides. RefSeq names its product myosin-8-like. Bases 1 to 903 code for a protein of 300 amino acids. The transcript has 10 exons. NCBI's taxonomy places the organism in Eukaryota, Viridiplantae, Streptophyta, Magnoliopsida, Poales, Poaceae. The record is from RefSeq and is a predicted model, not a curated record.